Molecule: messenger RNA, 4533 nt
Organism: Nymphaea colorata (pocket water lily)
Lineage: Eukaryota; Viridiplantae; Streptophyta; Magnoliopsida; Nymphaeales; Nymphaeaceae
Product: pleiotropic drug resistance protein 3-like
Exons: 24
Coding region: 11-4324 (1437 amino acids)
Cellular component (GO): membrane
Molecular function (GO): ATP hydrolysis activity; ABC-type transporter activity; ATP binding
Source: RefSeq, a predicted model, not a curated record
AUACACAAAAAUGGCCCAACUAGCUGCUGCAGAUGAUGCUGGGUCCCUGCGCGUUGAAUUAGCAGAGAUUGGACGGAGCUUGAGGUCAUCUUUCAGAAACUAUUCAAGCUUCCGGAGCGAAUCCAACGUGCACUCUGCAAGACAAUCUGAGGAAGAUGAAGAGCUGCUCCACUGGGCAGCCAUUGAAAGAUUGCCGACUUUCGAAAGGUUAAGGACGUCGGUUUUUUAUAUCGAAGACGACCAUCAUGGAGAAAAUAAUAAAGGAAAGAGGGUGGUGGAUGUUACGGAUCUUGGAGCAAUUGAGAGGCACCUCUUUAUUGAAAAGUUGAUCAAGGAUAUAGAGGAAGACAACAGAAAGCUACUGUCGAAGCUGAGGAAAAGACUAGAUAAGGUUGGUAUAAAGUUGCCAACAGUGGAAGUGAGGUACAAAAAUCUCUCAGUGGAUGCCAAAUGUGAAGUGGUUGAUGGGAAGCCCCUACCAACGUUAUGGAAUGCGACCAAAAGCAUUGCUUCUGAUUUGCUAAGAGUGGCAGGAUUGAAGCCGCGAGAAGCAAAUAUCAGCGUCAUCAAAGAUGUCAGUGGAAUUAUCAAGCCAUCAAGGCUGACGCUUCUGAUGGGCCCACCUGGUUGCGGAAAGACCACCUUGCUUCUCGCACUGGCGGGAAGAUUAGAUAAAUCUCAAAAGUUGACUGGUGAUAUUUCAUACAACCAGUAUAGGUUGGACGAAUUUGUUCCACAGAAGACGUCUGCUUACAUUAGUCAAUAUGACCUUCACAUUCCAGAGAUGACAGUGAGAGAAACCCUUGAUUUCUCCGCUAGGUGCCAGGGCGUGGGAAAGAAAUCUGAGAUGAUGGCAGAACUUCAUCGAAGAGAAAAACAAGCUGGAAUCAUCCCAGAUCAUGAUAUAGACGUAUAUAUGAAGGCUACAUCAAUUGCGGGGUCAAAGAGAAGUCUGCAGACAGAUUACAUUUUGAAGAUCCUUGGAUUGGACAUAUGCUCUGACACCAUUGUGGGUGAUGUCAUGAGAACAGGCAUCUCUGGUGGACAGAAAAAACGGUUAACUACAGGGGAGAUGAUUGUGGGGCCCACAAAGACUCUAUUUAUGGACGAGAUAUCGACUGGAUUGGAUAGCUCGACUACAUUCCAGAUAGUAACAUGUCUUCAACAAUUUGUACACAUCACAGAUGCCACAGUGUUGAUAUCUCUGCUCCAACCAGCUCCGGAGACAUUUGACGUCUUUGAUGAUCUCAUAUUGAUGGCAGAGGGCAAGAUUGUUUACCAUGGUCCUCGUGUUCACGCUCUUCAGUUCUUUGAGGAUUGUGGUUUCAAGUGCCCACAAAGGAAGGGUGCUUCUGAUUUCCUCCAAGAGGUACUAUCUAGAAAGGAUCAAGCACAGUAUUGGUUCCGAUCAGAACCAUAUGCUUAUGUAUCAGUAAACCAGUUUGUGGAGAAAUUCAAGGCAUCAGAUAUUGGUCAGAAACUAUCAAGGGAACUUCUGGGACAACUUGAUGAGUCUCAAAGCCAUAAAGAUGCAGUCUCCUUCAGUAUCUACUCCCUAAGCAAAUGGGAACUUUUGAAGGCUUGCAUGAGCAGGGAGAUGUUAUUGGUGAGGAGGAACUCCUUUGUCUAUAUCUUCAAGACUGUUCAGCUUUCUGUCGUAGCAAUUAUCACCAUGACUGUGUAUCUGCACACAAAGAUGCAUGUCACAUUGAUGGGGGCAAACAACUAUAUGGGUUCUAUGUUUUUUUCCAUCAUGAUGCUCAUCGUCAAUGGUUUUCCAGAAUUAGGAAUGACAGUCCUCAGGCUCCCUGUGUUCCAUAAACAAAGGGACUUUUACCUCUAUCCUGCUUGGGCAUAUACCUUGACUGCAGCUAUAUGGAAGAUCCCACAUUCUCUGAUUGAGUCUUUCAUCUGGACAGGGCUUACCUACUAUGUGAUUGGAUACAGUCCUGAGAUAGAAAGGUUUUUGCGACAGUUCCUCCUCCUCUUUGCUGUGCAUCAGUUUGCAGCUUCUCUCUGCCGCUUCCUUGCCUCUAUUACCCAAACCUUGGCUGCUGCAUUCAUGGCUGGAAUUUCUACUUUACUAGCAAUGUCACUGUUUGGUGGCUUCCUUAUUCCUCGAUCUUUCAUGCCAGUUUGGUUGAAAUGGGGAUUUUGGAUAUCUCCAUUGACCUAUGCUCAGAUAGGAAUUUCUGGCAACGAAUUCCUUGCUCCAAGAUGGAGAGAGGUUUCAUCUGCAAAUACCAGUGUGGGACAUCGGGUUUUGACAAGCAGUGGCCUUGAUUUUCCUGGUUAUUUCUACUGGGUAUCAGUGGGAGCUCUUUUUGGCUUCACAAUACUUCUCAAUGUUGGAUUCACGCUAGCCUUGACAUAUAUGAAGUCUGCUGGGAGGGGUCGUGCUAUUAUUUCUAGAGAAAAACUCUCUCAACUGCAGGAGAAGGAAGGAGGCAGCCAGCCUAUUAGCAUUAAGGAGCACAAAAGAGCUGGAAAUAUGGUGCUGCCUUUUGAGCCAUUGUCUAUAGUAUUUCAAGAUGUACAGUACUUUGUCGAUACUCCUCAGGAAAUGAGAAAUCAAGGCGUGACAGAGAAGAAACUUCAGCUGCUUAAAGACAUAACAGGUGCUUUCAGGCCUGGCGUUCUUACCGCACUCAUGGGUGUUAGUGGAGCAGGGAAGACAACUCUUAUGGAUGUUCUUUCUGGAAGAAAAACUGGUGGCAUAAUUGAAGGAAACAUCUGGAUUGGAGGGUAUCCUAAGGUUCAGGAAACAUUUGCUAGGGUAUCUGGUUACUGUGAACAAACUGAUAUUCAUUCUCCACAGAUUACUGUUGAAGAAUCAGUUAUCUACUCAGCAUGGUUGAGAUUAGCCCCUGAAAUCGAUCAGAAUACUAAAAGGGAAUUCAUAAAUGAAGUACUGGAAACCAUUGAACUUGAUGGAAUUAAAGAUGCAUUGGUUGGCAUUCCUGGUUUAACUGGUCUCUCAACAGAGCAGCGAAAACGCUUAACUAUCACAGUUGAACUUGUUGCAAAUCCAUCUAUAAUAUUCUUGGAUGAGCCCACUUCAGGCUUAGAUGCAAGGGCAGCUGCUAUUGUUAUGCGUGCAGUGAAGAAUGUGGUUCAUACUGGAAGAACAGUAGUAUGCACAAUCCAUCAGCCAAGUAUUGAUAUAUUUGAGUCCUUUGAUGAGUUAAUGGUGAUGAAACCCGGUGGUCAAAUAAUCUAUGCUGGGUCACUUGGUAGGCACUCUAGUCAUGUUAUUCAAUACUUUCAGGGGAUAUCUGGUAUUCCCAGGAUAAAAGACAACUACAACCCUGCAACAUGGAUGUUGGAAGUUACUACUAAUUCAAUGGAAAGGCAGCUUAACAUAGAUUUUGCUCGACUUUACGAGGAGUCAUCUAUCUAUCAGAGAAACAAAGAACUAGUUAAGCAAUUGAGUACACCAUCCCCAGGCUCAAAUGACUUGAGCUUCCAAACUGUAUUUCCACAGAAUGACUGGGGACAGUUCAAGGCCUGCCUCUGGAAGCAGUAUCUAUCAUAUUGGAGAAAUCCUUCAUACAACUUGUCUCGUAUUGCAUUCGUACUCAUCACUUCUUUUCUCUUUGCUGCACUCUUUUGGAAGCAUGGACAAAAAAUCCAUACCCAGCAGGAUCUGUUCACCAUACUGGGGUUGUUGUUCUCACAGACGAUCUUCCUAGCCAUAAACAGCUGCAUGACAGUUCAUCCUGUGGUAGCAACUGAAAGGAUAGUCAUGUAUCGGGAAAGAUUUGCUGGAAUGUACUCUGCACAUGCUUAUUCAUUGGCACAGGUUGCCAUUGAAAUUCCUUGUGCAUUGAUCCAAGCAGUCCUGUUUUGGAUCAUCACAUACCCUUCAGUUGGUUACUACUGGACUGCUUAUAAGAUCUUCUGGUACAUCUUUUCAACAUUUUCUAUGCUACUAUACAGCAGUUAUCUUGGGAUGCUGGUGGUUUCGUUAACUCCAAAUGUUAUGGUUGCUGCUAUCCUGCAAUCUGUUUUCAGCAUAGUACUGACUCUGUUUUCUGGCUUCCUGAUACCUGGAAAACAAAUUCCAAAGUGGUGGAUAUGGCUGUACUGGAUUAACCCUACAAAUUGGACUCUCCGUGGACUAUUUACUUCACAGUAUGGUGACAUAGAGAAGGAGAUAGACAUAUUUGGAGAAAAAAAGGCAGCCGGUUUGUUCCUGAAGGAUUAUUUUGGCUUUCGACAUGAUCAGUUGGGUGUGGUUGCAGCUGUUCUCGUUGCAUAUUGUGUUGUCUUCGCUUUUUUGUUUGCUUAUUGUAUAUCGAAGCUGAAUUUCCAGAGAAGAUGAUUUCUGCUUCCUGGAUGACUGUUAGUUCUUCAAAUAGGUUCAUGUUCCGCUCUAUCUGUCUUAAGUCUUGUUUGCAAGUAUUAGCAGCAGACCAACUCCUCUAAAUGGGGAUUGUAUGUGGUGCAUGCAGUUGUUCUUUCUUGCAGCUCUGUUGUGGAUAUUGAACCUUCUUACGCCUGUGUUACAAUGACACAGACCUGAACCAUCAA